Messenger RNA from Stylophora pistillata, 922 nucleotides. RefSeq lists its product as uncharacterized. NCBI's taxonomy places the organism in Eukaryota, Metazoa, Cnidaria, Anthozoa, Scleractinia, Pocilloporidae. The record is from RefSeq and is a predicted model, not a curated record.
CCUUACAAAUUUGGAUUCAAAUAUGGCAAGGAAUUCUGGUGUCGAAAAUAUUCCCGCUAAAGAUCAGAGAGUUGAGGAUGAUUACAUUGACGAACUUAUCAGGAAAUAUCUCUAUAGCGAGGACGUGAAUAGUUUUUACGAAGACUCAACUAUUCCCUCACUGACCUCCCCUGAGGCUGACAAAUGGCCUGGAGAGGUACUCUCACAAGACUUCAGUGACAACCGGGAUUUUUCCGUACCGGAACUCUUUUUGUUGGAGGAUGUGAAUAGUUUACCUGACAUGGUCGACGAUACAGGGUCCGACGAAGAACUUCUGUCUAUUUUGGACGAAAUAAUCAUGGAGGACGAGAAGAAAACAGAAGAUAAAGUUACAGUAACAGGAGAGGUCAAACAUUUUCAAACAACUCAAAAAAUCGAACAAGAAAGAGACACCACAGCACUUAACCAAGACCCAAAAUCACAGAAGAGGAAGAAAAUAAAAAGGACUUCAGCAGACAGGCGAGUCCAACCUGUAUGCAGAAGGCCAAUAAUCAUGAAAAGCAGAGCUAAAAGAAGAAAUGUUGAAGAGUGAAAUAAUUCACAUGACUUCUGUAACUUCUGUAACUUAAUAACUUUUGAAAAUCAAUAUAAUUUGCAAAAAUAGUCAACUGCCACCUGAGCCCUGAUGUCAUUAACUGCCAGCUUACACAUUCUUUGAUAUCUGGCUCAUUUACACUACUCUUUGAAACAAGUUAAAAUCCUUUACAAAAACAAAAAUAUCAAAGGAAUAGAUAAAUGCAGCAUGACCUUUUUUGAGGCACCUAUUUUUGUUAUACAUGUGGGAGCUGGUAAAAAUUGUUGCAAAUUUCCUUUGAAAUAAUACAUGUUGAGUCACUCAAUCUAUAUUUAAAUUGCAAAUGUUAAUAAAAUCCUCUUAUUGUUA